AUGGACGAGCUGUGGAGGAAGCAAAGACAAGAGUCGACUGCACAGACUGUUCCUCCUGCUUACUGCUCUGACCCAGGCCCAGGGAGGUUUGGGGAGGAGCAGAGCACUGGCCUAUCCUCUAGCCAGGGGUCUGUGCCCUGGGAGGCCAUCACUGCAUCCUCCUCCUGGCCUGGAGAUGACCCGGGUUCCUGCCAGCUGUGCCAGGGGCAGGACACACUCAGGCAGAUUGCCUUUGGGACUAACCUUUCGCUGCUGCCCUCCCUUCUCACGGAGUGGCUCCUGUUUGUCUUCCUCACUCCCUACCAGAGCAACCAGUGGCAUCUGCCAGUGGGAAGGGAAGGAAAACGCCUCUUAGCAACUAGCUUCUUGGUGCAUGAGAAGACCUGGUUUGACAAAUUCAAGUACGAUGAUGCAGAGAGAAAGCUCUAUGAGCAGACAAAUGGUCCUGUGCCUGUCUCCCCACCACAGAGCACAAACACCAGCUCUUCCAGCGGUUCCAGUGGGGACCAUAAGGCAGAGAACCAGAGCCUUCAGAGUGCGAUUCAGUACCUACAGCUCACCAUCUCCAAGCUCGAAAUCUGGCUGCGUACCCUGGAGAAAUGCUCCCUUUCCAAUCGCUCUCUGGCUCCUCAGACUCAGCAUGUAUUCCCUAUGCAGAAGGUGGGGCUACCCACCACACCACCCUCUAAGAAGGCAGAGGAUGAUGAGGGAGAUGAUGAUGUCGACUUGUCUGGUAGCCAUGAUGAGGAAGAGGACAAAGAAGCAGCCCGACUGCGGGAGGAGUGGCUUUGGCGGUCUGCAGAGAAGGCCAAGAGGCCAGGGCUGAUUGCCAAGUCUUCCAUCCUCCUAGAUGUCAAGCCUUGGGAUGAUGAAACAGACAUGGCAAAGUUGGAUGGACUGGCCUGGGGAGGCUCCAAGCUGGUGCCUGUGGGGUAUGGUGUUCGGAAACUGCAGAUCCAGUGUGUGGUGGAGGAUGACAAGAUGGGCACAGACAUCCUGGAGGAGGAGAUCGCCAAGUUCCAAGAUUAUGUGCAGAGUGCUGACAUCGCUGCUUUCAACAAGAUCCAAAAGGCCCUUGAAUGUGUGUGAAUCUGUAACCAAAAUAAAGGCUGAGAUCUGAGGUGAAAAAAAAAA
Trichosurus vulpecula (common brushtail) is the source of this 1134-nucleotide messenger RNA. Its product is annotated as elongation factor 1-delta-like. Gene Ontology annotation, biological process: translational elongation. Gene Ontology annotation, molecular function: translation elongation factor activity; guanyl-nucleotide exchange factor activity. The record is from RefSeq and is a predicted model, not a curated record. Gene Ontology annotation, cellular component: eukaryotic translation elongation factor 1 complex; cytosol. NCBI's taxonomy places the organism in Eukaryota, Metazoa, Chordata, Mammalia, Diprotodontia, Phalangeridae. The coding region runs from base 1 to 1089 and encodes 362 amino acids. The transcript is spliced from 3 exons.